AAUAUAAAUAUUGUUUCAAAAAAAAAAAUAUAAUAUAAAUACAGUAUAUGGGAAUUGGAAAAGGCGUAGUAAUAGUAAUAUACGCUGAAGUUGUGAGAAAGAGAAGAGAAUGGCGAGGAAGCGUGGAAGAGAAGGGCGUUUUGUAAGUACUGUGGAAGGUGCAGAGUUCUUCAAAGUGUAUCUGCCUCAAUUCAGCUCUCACCAAAUUAGGAUACCACCAGAUUUCACCAAGAACUUCAGAAGGGCACUGAAUGAAAAGGUCAUACUAAAAAACAAAGAUGGUAAAACAUGGUAUGUAGAAGUGAAAGAAACCCCAGAGGGAGUUUUCCUCAAGGAUGGAUGGCCGAGGUUCGUUGAUUAUCACGGGUUGAAAGUCGGGGAGUUCUUAGUGUUCCGGUACAACGGGUCUUAUUCAUUCCUUGUACAAAUAUUUGGUACAAACGGAUGCAAGAAGGAAAAGUUUGGCCCCCAAAACAUUGCCACACAUGUGAAAUCUGAAGUAGAAUCUGAUAAUGAUGAUUCAUCAAGUGUUGAUAGAAGUAAACUUUUCAAGAGGUUUGAAGAAGAAGAAGAAGAUAACAACAACGAGUUUCCAAAACGCCCGUCUUUUGUUUCACCUCCUAGCCGUCGCAAAAUGCUGAAAAUCCCAGAAGAAGUGAUGAAUAAUGAGAAUGUCCAUUUGGAGGCAGAGGUGAAUCUGCGCAACGCAGAAGGGAAGGAAUGGCCGGUAAAUAUCUAUACCAUGCUCAACGGCCCAACGUUUCUUGGCAGGGGGUUGUGUGCAUUCCAGAGGGACAACAACGUCGGCCCUAAAGAUUGCUGCAAAUUCAUAUUUGGGAAUCAAACAACAAUCGAUGUCAAGAUUUUACGCCACUGAACGAAAUCGCCUCACGCCUUUUGGAGCUUGUAAAUCUCUAUUGCCUUGUGCAGUUUUGCUCAUCUCAUCUCAUCUCAUGUCUGCUGGAGAUGAUGACUAUUUUCUUAGUGUUUGAACCUUAACUGAUUUCAGUCUAUUAACUAUCACAUGUAUAUUGGUAAAAAAAAUAGUCUUUUUUUGAGUCAGAUGCAUUAUGCA
This is a messenger RNA of Salvia miltiorrhiza (redroot sage), 1075 nucleotides long. RefSeq names its product B3 domain-containing protein At3g06220-like. Gene Ontology annotation, molecular function: DNA binding. The record is from RefSeq and is a predicted model, not a curated record. NCBI's taxonomy places the organism in Eukaryota, Viridiplantae, Streptophyta, Magnoliopsida, Lamiales, Lamiaceae. The transcript has 4 exons. Bases 110 to 877 code for a protein of 255 amino acids.